Pseudomyrmex gracilis is the source of this 574-nucleotide messenger RNA. Its product is annotated as piggyBac transposable element-derived protein 4-like. The transcript is spliced from 2 exons. The record is from RefSeq and is a predicted model, not a curated record. NCBI's taxonomy places the organism in Eukaryota, Metazoa, Arthropoda, Insecta, Hymenoptera, Formicidae. The annotation marks the transcript as partial.
AUGAUAACAGCACAGACGAAUUUAUGCCAGGAACAAGAUCCUGAAGGCCCGCAAAAAAAUAUGAAGUCCUGGGAACCUCUUACAGUUGAUGAAUUACGAAUUUUUCUUAGAACAACAAUCAAUAUAGGACACGUUCAAAAAGGUGCAAUUCAAAAUUAUUGGAUCACAGAUCCUCUGUUGGAAACUCCAAUUUUUAGAAAGAUCAUGCGUCGAAAUAGAUAUCUCCAAAUCUUNCGAUUUUUGCAUUUUUCAAACAACAAAGAAAUAGUGAAUCAUCCUUCGAAAAAGUUGAAACCUGUAAUUGAUCUAAGAGAAAAAUUUUCAAAUUCUAUAUUACCAGGACAGAAUCUUUGUUCAGAUACCGAUUACAAAAAGUUUGGGUUGGGUAUUACUGGUGACAUUGUAGCUCAUUUCCUAAAAAAUUUUUUCAACAAAGGUCGCGUCAUUUACGUGAAUAAUUUGUAUUUAUCUCCAGAAUUGGCCGAAUUUCUAUAUGACCGUGACACAGAAAUCUGUGGAACUGUGAAAAAGAAUAGGAAAUUCAUGCCAAGGUUAGAGAAUAAACUAAAUAAAG